This is a messenger RNA of Plasmodium fragile, 375 nucleotides long. RefSeq lists its product as uncharacterized. The record is from RefSeq and is a predicted model, not a curated record. Lineage: Eukaryota; Apicomplexa; Aconoidasida; Haemosporida; Plasmodiidae. The coding region runs from base 1 to 375 and encodes 124 amino acids. The transcript is spliced from 2 exons.
AUGAAAAAUACGUAUAAAAAAAAUACUUCAGCUCAUCUCGGUGAUUCAUCGUCUUUAUGUUUUAUGUUUUAUGUUUUGGGCAUAUUAUGUAUGCAAUAUGAAUAUUGUUUCAAAAAUAAAAUUAUAGAAAAUCAAAAAUAUCGAAAAGCUCAAAUUUUUAAAAACUUCGUAAAAAUCUACUUCGAAAUUAGAAUUGUGUUGAAAGAACAGCCAUAUCGUGGAGUAACGGAAUGUGAUAAAUGUAAAUAUCUGAAUUACUGGUUGUUCGAUCACGUUCUAACGUAUAAAACUACAUAUGAAAGUAUUUUACCACUUAUUAGAAAAUGGGACGAACAAAAAAGACUAAACAAAUGGAUGCAUUUAACUGUUCAUUAG